GCCUAAAGUUAGUACACUAGCUAUGUUUUAUACAGUGAGUGGGAACUCAUCCAACCCAGCAUAACAAGAGGAUAGGCUGAAUCAAUGAGCUCCUGUGUGAAGACAACUUGAGCUGUCCUCCAUCUACCCUCUUCCCCUCCUUUCUCCCGGCCCCUGGGCCAGGGAAUGUGCCGGCUGGGAGAUGCCUUACGUGGAUCGGCAGAACCGGAUCUGUGGCUUCCUGGACAUCGAGGAAAACGAGAGCAGUGGGAAGUUUCUGCGCCGCUACUUCAUCCUAGACACCCAACCGGGCAGCCUGGUGUGGUACAUGGACAACCCUCAGAACCUGCCCAUCAGUGCGGACUGUGUUGGCUCACUCAAACUCACCUACAUCUCCAAGGUCAGCGACGCCACUAAGCAGAGACCAAAGGCAGAGUUUUGCUUCGUCAUCAACGCUGGCAUGAGGAAAUUCUUCCUCCAGGCCAAUGAUCAGCAGGACCUGGUGGACUGGGUGAACGCUCUUAACAAGGCCACCAAAAUCACUGUGCCAAAGUCCUAUGAUGGCCAACAGAAUGUGGAGACCCAGAAAGCCCUUCUGGACAACCUGGGACCCAAGAAGCAGGUCUCCUACAGGACUGACAUCAUCGGGGGAGUUCCCAUCAUAACCCAGAUGCAGCAGGAAAGGGGAGAGGGCCAGGAGGGUUCCGAGCGAGAGUUGCUGCAGAGAUCCCACAACCAGCUGCCAUACUUCCUGGGCAGGCCGACCCAAGACAAGACGGUCAUCAAGUCUGGCUAUUGUGUGAAGCAGGGAGCUGUGAUGAGGAAUUGGAAAAGGAGAUAUUUCUUACUGGAGGAGAACUCAAUGAGUUACUUCAAAUCAGAUCUGGAGAAGGACCCUCUGAGAAUUAUUCCAUUGAAGGAGGUCCACAAAGUUCAGGAGUGCAAACAGAGUGACAUCUUGAUGAGGGAUAAUCUCUUUGAGGUUGUCACCACUUCUAGGACCUUUUACAUUCAGGCUGACAGUCCAGAGGAGAUGCACAGCUGGAUCAAGGCUGUCUCUGGGGCCAUCGUAGCCCUGCGGGGACCUGGGAGAUCUGCAGCCACCAUGCGGCAAGCCAGACGGCUGUCGAACCCCUGUAUACAGAGGUAUACGGCCCGAAUCGGGGAGUGCAGCACCAGGAGCACUGUGGCUGUUCCUCCCAAUCCACAUUCUACCGCAGCCACCCGGGGCCCCCCGUCCCUCGCUCGCCCUUAUCUGCAGUGCCACCCUACCCAGGGUGCCCUGCUGUCGCGGGCGGCGCACGCCCGGAGCCUGGCGUGGGACAGCGAACAUUUCAUGAGCCUCCUGCCACGACCCAGCCACGCCCGACUGUCACUACAGGAGACACGCCUGUCCAAGUGACCGCUGCCACCACCCUCGAGUCACCAUGGAGACAGUGCAGCACCUUUGAGGGCUACCCACCAGAACCCCCCCUUGACUUGGACCCUACUGACCUGCCAGUCAGUGAAGUCUCACCCCUACCCACAAACUAGGAGAUGAUGUGUGGCAACAGUGAUAAUGGAGGAAAUGAGAGGAGUGCUUUUGAAUAACCGAGAGAAGCAGAACCAGGGGGCUGGUGGUCUCCUCCACCAAACUGACCGGAAGUCAUCUGGAUAGAAAUGGCAGAAAGCAGGAACUGGAGUCCAUGCCAAAGUGAAUGACUAUAUAAUAUGUCUGACCUCUAUCCAUCUCAUGUUACCUAACCCAACUAGUCAACUCUGGUCAGAUAUUAGAGUUGAAAGUCACUCAGGGACAGAGGGGUUGCGUUCUCUCCUGGUGUUUCAUUGUUAGUCAUCUGCUCAGUUGAAGUCGAGGCCUGUGGACACAUACUUAAAGUCAUGCAAUCAGCUGUGUGCCUGUGUGUGUAGGGAGGGUGGGAUUCACACUGAGCUCUACGCCAAAGAUACGCCAUUUGUCAUUUUCUCCCACCUUAGAUCAAACGUUAAUGUUCGCCUUCACAUUUAGAUUUAAAAUGUAAUGAAGAGUUUUACCUGCAACUCAUGACUAGGCACAAAGAUUAAUUCAACAAUUUGUGAGCUAGUGAGUGUAUAUUUUAAGGGAGCAAGCUAUAUUCUCUGAGGGAAUAGGUGUCAAGCUACAGAAAUAAUCAUGCCUGGUCAUUUCAUACAUUCACUGUUGUUCUUAUUGAACGUUGUCUUUAUUUUUAAUUUUAAUGUAUAGUGUAUGACCCAAAUUAUUCUAACAGACAUUUUCUUUAUCUGAUUUUAAAACCUACAUACAAUCCCACUCAAGAUCCACACCAGAGUAUUACAGGUAGAAAGUUGUUGGCACACACUGUGGACUGGUACGAGAGGACUGUGCAGCUCCAAAGCAAGCCAUGUGGGUCGUUCCACCAAUUCGGUGCCUUUUUGAGAAAUAUAAAUUGGUAGAAAAAACAAAUUGAUUUCACCUAAUUUAGCAUUCUGUCAUAAAGAGCACAUUUUCAACUUUAGCAAGUCUUUAUUCAGAUGCAAAAAAAUCUGAUUUGUUGAAUUCUUUGUGUGGUCUAUAUUAAAGGUUACUUCAUUUAAUUUAAUUUAACAGACUUAAAUGUGAUGUUGGUGCACAAUUUUUACUUAACAUAUCAAAGGGAAGCAAAAAGGCACUCAUUUCGUGCAACGAUCCAUGGAUGUUUGCCUAAUCCUGCAGGGUACUGUUUUGGGGUUAUCUUCGGACUUGUACCAAUAGGAGUUUAGUGGGGGAGUGAGUUGAGCGACAGAGUGAGGUGGCUUCAGUACGGGACCAAAGUCAACAGCAGUCACUACUAGGGAAGGGAUGGCCAGAGUGUCUUGCAGAGAUGAUGUUGAAAUAAAUACUGUUCACCAAAGCUGCCUGACCUCUUCAGACCUGUAUACUGUACAGUGGCUUCAACCAUUUUAAUGACUGCUGCCCUAUUUGUUGAGUUAUGACAAUGACAGCUGCUGUUUUGUGUGUGUGAAAACAUUGGUUUUCUUCAACAGUUUGUAUGGGAUGGUUUUAUUUUAUGUUGUAAAAUUAUGUGGGAAGAUGUAUAUUUCCGUUUGAACUUCCCUGUGCCUGUAUUGCCAGGUAGUGGAGGUUAACCCAACAAUACUACUCAAAGGUCUUAUUUCAAUAGCUCUCAGUAGUGGUUUUGCAAAACCAUAUAGCUGCUAAAGUGCCAUAAAUUCUAUAAAAAUAAAUACAUGUUAUUCUAA
Salvelinus namaycush (lake trout) is the source of this 3195-nucleotide messenger RNA. RefSeq names its product pleckstrin homology domain-containing family A member 1-like. The transcript is spliced from 13 exons. Gene Ontology annotation, cellular component: membrane; cytoplasm. Gene Ontology annotation, molecular function: PDZ domain binding. NCBI's taxonomy places the organism in Eukaryota, Metazoa, Chordata, Actinopteri, Salmoniformes, Salmonidae. The record is from RefSeq and is a predicted model, not a curated record. Bases 182 to 1381 code for a protein of 399 amino acids.